Molecule: messenger RNA, 393 nt
Organism: Octodon degus (degu)
Lineage: Eukaryota; Metazoa; Chordata; Mammalia; Rodentia; Octodontidae
Product: transforming protein RhoA
Exons: 1
Biological process (GO): stress fiber assembly; cell migration; small GTPase-mediated signal transduction
Cellular component (GO): cleavage furrow; dendritic spine
Molecular function (GO): GTP binding; GTPase activity
Source: RefSeq, a predicted model, not a curated record
GUGUAUUUGUAAGCAAUGGCUGCCAUCCGAAAGAAACUGGUGACUGUUGGUGAUGGAGCUUGUGGAAAGACAUGCUUACUCAUAGUCUUCAGCAAGGACCAGUUCCCAGAAGUAUAUGUUCCCACAGUGUUUGAGAACUAUGUGGCAGAUACUGAAGUGGAUGGAAAGCAGGUAGAGUUGGCUUUGUGGGACACGGCUGGACAGGAAGAUUAUGAUCGCCUGAGGCCUCUCUCCUAUCCAGAUACCGAUGUUAUACUGAUGUGUUUCUCUAUUGACAGCCCUGAUAGUUUAGAAAACAUCCCAGAAAAAUGGACUCCAGAAGUAAAGCAUUUCUGUCCCAAUGUACCCAUUAUCCUGGUUGGAAACAAGAAGGAUCUUCGGAAUGAUGAGCAC